UGCUGGCAAUGCGCCCAGGGCGCACGGAACGGGGCUCCCCAUUCCUGCGGCUUGCCGGGGAAAGGAGGCGGCGCAGGAGGGGCAGGCGGCCAGGAGGAGGCGGAGCUGGAGGCGGAACUCCCCCAGGGAGGGGAGGCCGGUAAGAGGCGUCUGUGAAAGUCCCUAGUAUUCAGCUGAGCUGACGGGGAAGUCCCGGCUUCCUUCCUCUGCCGCGGAGGGUGGGCGAAGCGGGUGUCACCGCCGCCACUCGGGAUUCACUCGAGGGCGCCCACGGGGCACUGAGGGCGCUGCCUGCCCACCCGGGGCAUACCUUUGGCGGCAAGGGGCUCCUGCCUCGAGAGCGAGCGAAGAUGACUUGGCGGCGGGCGGAGAGGCGCGGCGGCGGGGCGCGGCGGCUGCCUUGGUGACUCUUCCCAGGAAUCCAGCCGGGGCGGCGACCUGAGCGCGCCCCCUUCCCCACCGCUCUCCGAAAAGACGGGCUGCCGGGUUCCUCCUCCUCCUCCUCCUCGGGAGAGGAUGACACCUCACCCACUCUCCGCGCCCUGUGAAGGAAGCAGCCAGGUGUGAUCACAUGGCAUCUCCAUGGUGGUGGCGGCAGCCGUGAGUGAGGUCCGCAGCUUCUGCAGAACAGGUCGCCUGUGAGACUUGGAGAGUGGCCCUCAUUCCCGAAAGCUACCUGGACAGACCCGACGCGGAGGCGUGAUUUGGGCGGGGGACCCUCCAGAGCCAAGAGGGGAGUUUCUCUUGCCAGGAUGCUGGACUGAUGGUGACCUCCUCCCACUCCUCCAGCAGCAAGGAAAGCAGACCAGGUGGGCUGCCCCAGCUCUGGAGCUGAAGGACCUUGGAGGCCUGUCACCUGCGGGGACCACUCCCUCAGCAUGGCUGGAGAGCUGCCGGUGGACUUGAGAACCUGGCGGAAAGGAGAGGGCCAAGGCAGAGGGGCCCCUCCCGCUGGAGGAACCGCUUCUCCCAAAGACAGCUGGAGACAGUUGCCCGAGGGGGAGGGCUCUCCGGGCACCGGGGCCCCCCUGGCCCCUAGGCACAAGCCCCCUGGAGAGCAGGAGGGGGCACAGAGUGCCAGGCUUGGCCAGUUUGGCCCGGGAGCUGUCCCACCAGGGACGUGGAGUACGGCUUCUCCCCAGGCAGGGCUGGAAGGGGAGAAGAAGGCCGAGACCUGUUUGCCCCUCCGGAAGCGCCGCUCUGUCAUGCAGGGGGUGGAUGGGGGCACGCAGGGGCCGCUGGCUGGCAAGGUCCCCAAGACAGAGAGCAGUGCGGGGGAGGCGGAGCCAUGGGGCCCGCACUGCAAUGGCUACUGUGGCCCUUAUAUCUCUGUGGCCUAUCCCAGACUGCCCGCUACCUAUUAUCCAGGUCUGCCCGGCUCUUUCCUGAGCCCCGAGCUGUCUCCGAUCUUGCACCCCGUGGCCCCCCACCCUUUGCUGGGCGUCCCCAUGCCUUACUCCCUGCUCUGCCCAGCAGAGGCCCAGCUGGCCUUCAACAUCGCCACAGCAACCAAACAAGACGAGGAUGGAGACACGCCCCUCCACAUUGCUGUGGUUCAAGGAAACCUGCUCGUGGCCCGGCGUCUGGUUGCUCUCUUUCACCAGGGACAGCGGGACUUAGACAUCUUCAACAACCUGCGGCAGACUCCCUUGCACCUUGCGGUCAUCACAGCUCAGCAGUCCCUGGUGAAGCUGCUGCUGUCCCACGGAGCGUCGCCGAUGGUGCUGGACCGGAAUGGGCAGACGGCCCUGCAUCUCGCUUGUGAACACGGCAGCCUGCACUGCCUUCAGGAGCUGCUGGGUGGGAGCCCCGCCCCGUUGGACCUGGAGGCCCGUAACUUUGAGGGUUUUACCCCGCUCCAUGUGGCCGUCGGCUCUUCUAAUCGUGACAUAAUCCUCACUCUGCUGGAGCGUGGGGCCGAUGUAGAUGCUGUGGAUAUUAAGAGUGGGAGGUCUCCCCUGCUGCAUGCUGUGGAGAACAACAAUCUGGAGAUGGUGGAGCUCCUCCUGCAGCACGGAGCGAAUGUGAAUGCCCAGUCCUAUGGAGGGAAUACAGCUCUCCACGCGGCCAGUGGACGGGGCCUCCUAGAGACACUGAGGCUUCUGGUGCGGAACGGAGCAGACAGCAGCCUCAAGAACUACCACAAUGACACCCCACUGAUGGUGGCCAAGAAUAAAAGGGUGAUCGACAUCCUGCGAGGAAAAGCCUCCCGUCCUGGCCCAAUGCCUGACAAUGUCCGUGAGGGUUCAUCCCCGGCAACCAGCACUGCCAGUUCUCCCGGGAUCCGGCCUACCCACGCUAGCUUGCUGCGUGCCUCGCCCGAUUCCUGCCCCACCACUCCCAGCCCUGCCCGGACCCCGAAGCCCCACAGGGCCAUGCAGUCCCCCAACUCGAUCGGCCAGAAACCCGAAAGCAUUACCAAUGGCCCCUUGCCCGGAGUGAAACUGGAAAAAAGCCCCUCUCCGCCCCUGCUGGAGCAGCCAAUGGGCUUCUCCGGGGCACCCACGUUCUUCCUGCCGUUGGCUGAGAGUAUGAUGGACCCCGCCUUCCCGGCCACCCUCUACCCUUUCCCUGCUUCUGGCCGCAGCCCCUCCCACCAUCACCUCCAGCUGUUUCACCCGCCCCCCCUCUCCCUGAAUCAUUCCAUGAUCCCUCAGCCGCCGGAGUCUCUAGCCAAUCGGAUUCACCCAAGAGGCGGAGGGGUGGACCCAUCACAGACACUACUGAACUCUGAGCACCCACCAGCUGCCGACCACGGAGGGCCGUGGCUGCCCAGCAGGGACAGUGGGCCAGGUGGCAGCUGACAGGAGGAGGAGGAGACCGAGAGACGUCCAUCCGCUUCCUGCCGUGGGGAGAGGCCCGAACCGUGCCGUGCUUCUCCACCCAACAGGGCCAGGCGGUGUGUCGCCAAGGGGCUCAGCCUCUGCUGCUACAGGUUCUCAACGAGAUGGGCGCCCGUUUGCUGCUGAUCGGAUCCAGAAGCCUGCGCGUCUCGCAGACUUUGCCUACCCCUCGCCUUUGUGUGUAGCCACGCAAGACAAGUCGGAGACGGUGCCUCACACGUUCCAAACCAGUGCUAUACUGGUGGGUGUGACCCCAGAAGCAGCUCCCACCAGCGUCCCCUUCCAUUUUUUCCCCUCCCGUGUGCAGAAUGAGAUUUGUUCUGGGUGGCAGUGUCAUGGCAAAUGUCUGCACACAGGCAUUCAGAGCGGGGCCUUCCUGAAUUCAACCUGAGUGGGAUUUAAAGUUAACUGAGUGGACAUUCUCUUUUUUUAAAAAAAGAACUUGUGUGCACACAUGCACGCACACGCCUCAAAGGGCACACUGGUCCCCACCUAACUACAGCUCUGACCAUCUUCCGUCUCUCCAGUUUGGGGGCAACUGCCUUGCAAGCCUGUAAGGCCACACUUUUAAAGAGAGGGAGCAGCAAGGGUGGAACCAGAAGCACCCUCCCCUUCAGGUGGCCGAAGAACCACACAAAGAUGGCAACGCCGGAAGCAGUGGCCGGAGCAACAGAGCUGUUUCGGCAUGCCCUCUAGAGAAGGAGUCCUGAAUUGCACAGCCAUUCACAAGUAGCCUCUGUGGCCUGAGACAAACCAGCACUCGGAAUGCAAAACAGAUAAUCUUUGUUAGGAAGAUCAGGUGCCAGUCCAGCCUUUGCCCCCGCCCCUACAGUAGCAUCCCAGGUCCCCCAGACAUUGCAGAGUAAUAUAUUUCAGGAAGUACAAUUUAGUUUAGGAAACGUCUGUGUUGACAGGGGCCAAAUAAGAGCUGCCUGUUUGGAAAAGAGUGGGGGGGGGAUGUGGGGAUUUUCUGAAAACUUCAGAAGAGGAGGAACGAAUGUUGGGUGCGUUUGAUGCAUUGCGAUUUCAGAAAUUCCCAGGAAAGUUUUGGCCCUUAAAGGAAGUUGGAGAUGAUUAGUCAGUGGAAUGAGAUGAGAGGUGAGAAUGAUUUAGGGAGUGGCUUCUUGAAGCAGACCCUCCUGUCUGCCUAGUUUAGCAGCGCCACAAGAGAAGGGGUUGAAGAAGAGGCAAUUUGCCCAGAAGCCUGCUUCUGUGGAGACCUGCCUCUUAUGGAUGAGAUUGUCUUGUCUGAUUCUCAACUCCGCUAAAACCAGUUUGAACCUUUCUGCUCCCUAUUGAGCUUCCAAAGAUGCCCCAGUGAUUUGGGUUCCUCUCCCCCCCCCACAACACAAACUUAAAUUUCCUUUCCAGACAUUCUUUCUCUGCUUUUAAUACUUGAAGUAGCAGCAUGCUCUGCUCAUCCUGUGGUAGAGAAGAGGGGAUGGGAGGUGGCCUUGUUCAAAUUUGUCAAUAAAGUAUUUUUCUACUUUCCUA
Molecule: messenger RNA, 4337 nt
Organism: Hemicordylus capensis (graceful crag lizard)
Lineage: Eukaryota; Metazoa; Chordata; Lepidosauria; Squamata; Cordylidae
Gene: BCL3
Product: BCL3 transcription coactivator
Exons: 9
Coding region: 879-2804 (641 amino acids)
Molecular function (GO): protein binding
Source: RefSeq, a predicted model, not a curated record